Molecule: messenger RNA, 1044 nt
Organism: Venustampulla echinocandica
Lineage: Eukaryota; Fungi; Ascomycota; Leotiomycetes; Helotiales; Pleuroascaceae
Product: putative Sorbitol dehydrogenase
Exons: 12
Coding region: 1-1044 (347 amino acids)
Molecular function (GO): zinc ion binding; oxidoreductase activity
Source: RefSeq, a predicted model, not a curated record
AUGGCGUCCCUACCUACUCAGAUGCAAGCCCUUAGGUACACCAAGCCCGAGGAGUAUGGCAUUGUCACCGCUCCUCUGCCCAAGAUCCGCGACAACGACGUCCUGAUCAAGGUCAAGGCCUGCGGUAUCUGCGGCACUGAUUUACAUAUUCAUGAAGGAGAGUUUAUUGCAAAGUUCCCCCUUAUUCCUGGUCAUGAGACAGUAGGUGUUGUGGCCGCUAUUGGUAAAGAUGUCCAGGGCUUUGCUGUUGGCGAGCGUGUGGUAGCAGAUAACUCCGAGCUCUGCAACGAGUGCUUCUACUGCCGACGCGGACAACUUCUGCUAUGCGAGAAGUUCGAAGCUCACGGUGUGACCAUGGAUGGUGGAUUCGCCGAGUACUGUGCCUAUCCCGCCGGAAAGGUUUUCAAGAUCCACAAUCUUUCUGAUGUUGAUGCUACUCUCCUCGAGCCUGCCUCUUGCGCCGCUCACGGACUCGAGAAGAUCGCUCCCAAGCUUGGUUCAUCCGUCCUUAUGUUCGGAGCUGGCCCAACCGGAUUGGUACUUGCUCAGAUGUUGAGACAAAAUGGUGGUUGCCACGUCGUUAUUGCUGCUCCCGAGGGUUUGAAGAUGGACUUGGCUAAGAAGCUGGACGCCGCUGAUGAAUACGUCGAGCUAUCCCGCAAGAACCCAGAGGCUCAAUUCGAAAAGAUCAAGGCGGAUAACAAAUACGGAUUCGAUAUCGUCGUCGAGGCCACCGGCUCCCCCAAGAUUCUCGAAGAUGCCAUCAACUAUGUCCGCCGCGGUGGCAAGCUGGUCGUCUACGGUGUCUACUCGAGCGCCGCCCGCGUCACCUGGCCACCAAGCAAGAUCUUCGGUGACGAGAUCACUAUCCUUGGUUCCUUCUCCGAGACCUACAUGUUCCCCGCUGCCAUCGACUACCUCGAUUCGGGAAAAGUCAAGGUCGAGGGUAUUGUCAACAAGACAUACAGACUAGAGCAGUGGGGUGAGGCCUUGGAGGCUAUGAAGAACAAGACCGCCAUCAAGGCCGCUAUUGUCUUUGACUAA